Molecule: messenger RNA, 1265 nt
Organism: Musa acuminata subsp. malaccensis (wild Malaysian banana)
Lineage: Eukaryota; Viridiplantae; Streptophyta; Magnoliopsida; Zingiberales; Musaceae
Product: peroxidase 60
Biological process (GO): response to oxidative stress; hydrogen peroxide catabolic process
Cellular component (GO): plasmodesma; plant-type cell wall
Molecular function (GO): heme binding; peroxidase activity
Source: RefSeq, a predicted model, not a curated record
GGCUCCGGUCUUCACCACCCUCCACCAUCACCCAACACAAGAUGGCUGUGGUCCUCGGUGCCUCCGUGCUCCUCCUUGCUCUGUUGUGCAUUGCCUUCGUCCCCAGCCACGGGGCGCUGCAGGUUGGGUUCUACAGUGGGAAAUGCAACGGCACCGAUGUGGAGGCGGCCAUCAGAAGUGUCGUCGCUGCGCGCUUUGGUCGGGACAGCAGCAUCGUCCCCGCCCUCCUCCGCUUGCACUUCCAUGAUUGCUUCGUCAGGGGAUGCGACGCUUCGAUACUGUUGGAUGGGAGCGGAACCGAGAAGACUGCACCCCCCAACUUGAGCGUGAGAGGCUACGACCUCAUCGAUCAGGCGAAGACUGCACUGGAGAGUCGAUGCCCGGGCGUCGUCUCCUGCGCCGAUAUCAUUGCCGUGGCCACAAGAGAUGCUGUCGUGCUGGGUGGUGGGAGUCAAUACACGUACGCGGUUCAAACGGGGAGGAGGGAUGGCGUCGUCUCGCUGGCUUCCGAGGCGAUUAGCAAUCUCCCCGGCGCUUCCUUCUCCGCGUCGCAAGCUAUCGCCGCGUUCGGGGCGAAGGGGCUUAGCGCUUCCGACACGGUUUUGCUGCUUGGAGGUCACACUGUUGGCGUCACGCAUUGCUCCUUCAUCCGCAAUCGUCUGUACAACUACAACGGGUCCGGAAAACCUGAUCCGACCAUGGAUCCCGCUCUCGUCAACUUGCUUCGGUCGAGGUGCCCGCAGAGUUCGACGGUGGACAACACGGUCUUCCUCGACCACUCUACGCCCAGCACGGUGGACAACGGCUACUACAAGCAGAUCCUAGCGAAGCGGGGGGUUCUCAAGGUCGACCAGAACAUAGCCAUGGACGGUGCCACCAACGCCACCGUCAGGUCGCUGGCCAACGGCGGAUCCAGCUUCCCCAGCCUCUUCGGCAGGGCCAUGGUGAAGAUGGGCGCCAUCCAGGUGCUCACCGGGGCGCAGGGACAGAUCCGGAAGUCUUGCCGCGUCGUCAAGAAAUGAAAGCUACAACUCCACUGUAGCUCGGUGUUUCCUCUCGUUGGGUUUCGGAAUUGCUCUUUGUCGGUGAUAAUAAACGAUGUCUGCAACGAUCGGCUUCUUAGGAGGGAGAUGAGGUUGUGUUGAUUGACAACAUGCGUGUUUUGUGAUGCGUGCCGUCUCAUUAUUUCUUUGAUGAGGAAUUUGUCGUUGUUAUAUUCACUGUUAAAGUUUACAAAUAUAUUAAAUGUUUUUCUUUAAGAUUAA